GCGCCAACCCUUAAGUUGUCAUUGGCAAUUGGAUGACGAAACGAUUGCGACGAGUCGCAGCCAGUGGCAAAGUAAUAUACUUUAGUUGAGUGAAAGAAAAAUCCAUAAAUUGAUUAAAAAGUAAACAAAUAAGUGGAAAACACACGCGAAAUAAUGUUGCUGCCAACGGUCAGCACAGGUGGCAAGUGGAGCUGUCGCCGCAUCUGGGAAAUGAUGAUGUCCCCCAUAUCACCGCGUAAUCUGCGGACCACAGCAUUGCUGACGAGCAUCUACCAGCUGCUCAUCGCGCAUUCCAUUCUGUUUGUGGUGCUCCUUUGUUUGGCGCAUGCAGAACAAAUGCGAUUGCUGCUUGAUCUGGACAUUGCGGAUCAGAAGGAUAGUGGCUUCUACAAUAUGUCUCCGUUCCACAACGACAUGCGUCUCAAGACGGCCGCUCAACUCGCCGAUGCUACCGAAAAUGCACUUUAUGUGCUGGCCAGCAUUACAAUAGUCUAUGCUCUGAGUACCAUUGCUCUCUUCUUUGGGGUCUACAAGAAUAAGCCGGGCUUGAUCAUACCUUGGCUGGUUAUGGAGUUUCUGGGCGUAAUCGCUGCUGGAGUUUUUGUCUUUAUGCUAAAGGAUACGAAAUUACCCAUGAUAUUUGGCGGACAGUGUUUGUACUUUGUCGUUAGUUAUUCGCUGCUCUGCAUGGAUGCAGUCAAGUGGUAUGUAAUGCACAGCUUCUACCAAAGUCUGCGUACAAUGAACAAAUUGCGAGAGAUCGCUACGGUUGCUAUUCCUUGUCCAGCUCCAGGCACUAUUCCUUAUCAGUUCCGUCGUGAGCACAUGUACCUGGGCAGCAAUGGAUACAAACACAUUCUAACCGAAUCGCCAGAUGGACAGUGUUAAGUCCAAGUUAACGCUAAUAAAAACGCUUCAAAAUACUACGAUGAUCGAUCAGAACCCUAAACCACAACGCCCUCGAACUUCCAGCAUCUAAGUGUCUUAAAUUCCGUUUGGUUUUUCAUUGUAAAUUUAAGUUUUUUGGAACGUGUGUGAUAUGGAAUAACCACAGAUAACUAUUUUAUAUAGAGAAAAUGGAUCGAGAGGCAAAGAGAUACAUAGAUAGGAAUAUGUAAACAAAUGGCAUAUUCUUACGGCAAUACAAACAGAUAACACGAUGAUAAUUAGCAAAUGUGCAAUAAAUGCGAUACAUGCAUUAACUAUUUUCUAUAUAGCGCUUAAAGUUCCCUUCCCCCAUAUAAAUAUAUAUAUAUAUACAUUUAAUCUUAUCAUGUAGUAGUUGUUGAAAUUGCAACUUUAUUUUAAUUUAAAUAAAUCGAACAUAACA
Messenger RNA from Drosophila nasuta, 1330 nucleotides. RefSeq names its product Fire exit (gene Fie). The transcript has 4 exons. Bases 154 to 888 code for a protein of 244 amino acids. The record is from RefSeq and is a predicted model, not a curated record. Lineage: Eukaryota; Metazoa; Arthropoda; Insecta; Diptera; Drosophilidae.